Messenger RNA from Mesorhabditis belari, 903 nucleotides. The record is from the annotation of a GenBank genome assembly. Lineage: Eukaryota; Metazoa; Nematoda; Chromadorea; Rhabditida; Rhabditidae.
AUGUUAACAUCAACUGAGGUACCGAUGCUUUUGCAAAGGCUUCACAUUCAUAAUGGCUAUCGUCCCCUUCAUCAGCCACGUUUCUAUUAUUACAGGAGCGCCUUUCUUCUGCAUAAUGAACUGAUAAACGUGUGGACACAUUUCUUGCCAAUAGUCCUACUUGCCUAUUACUAUGUGAUUCCCGAAAUUCAAUCCGAAACACCAAGAUUCCCAGCCUUGGUUCUCCAUUUUGGGACGGCGUGUUUAAUGGCCGGAAGUACGAUCGCUCAUUUAUUGCACUCCCGAUCUCCAUUAGAUCACGUCUUCUGGUUUUGUGUCGAUUUUGCCGGAAUCGGAAUUUGGAGUCUUUGUAUUGGAUUGCAGAGAUUUUCAGCUGAACACGAUUCGGGAUUGCUUUUUGAUUUGUUAUACCUUCCAUCAUUGUUGAUCUUUGUGAUUCCAAUUCAAUUCAUGACGACAACUGUUUUCUUCGUCACUCGACCACAUUGGAAAUUAAGACAUUUGAUUCGUCUCCUCGCUUGUCUAAUCAUGGCAAUUUAUCUCAAUGCUCCAUUGACAAGAAGAUUUUGGACAAUUCCCAUUGAAACAUCUCCGUCUCUUCAAAUGCAUUCGAAAUCUUUUCAAUGGUUACUCGUCUCUGGAAUAUUUAUGGGUGGAAAUGUGCCUGAAAGAUGGGCGCCUGGUAUUUUCGAUCUUGUGGGAUAUGGACAUCAGCUUUUCCAUUUGUGUAUCAUCAUGGUUGCAUGGAAUCUCGUUGAUGCUGCUCAUCUUGAUUGUGAUCUCGAAACGGCAUCUCCAUUUCUUCCAAAGAACCUCGCUACACUCAUUGUAUUGUUCAUCGGUAUUGGAGUGAUCUUCGAGACGAUUCGACGAUUAAUGAGAAUUGCCAAAGAAAAGUAUCAA